AUGAUCCACGGUUCUAAUUUACGGGCGAGUGACGAAUUGACGCAGCGGGGAUGGACGCGCCGGGCGAAAUUGAGCAGACGGUCGGGCUGGCUGGCAACGGAGAAUCGCGAGGAUGAAUCGUCGUCGAAGCGCGUUGACGGUGCAAGCCUGGCCACCUUUGAAGCUAACUGGAAACAGACUGCGCUUUUCGCUUUCCAGCUCGAACAUCACAUCAACAAGAAGGACCAAACAACACGAAUGGCCACGGUGCAUGAAUAA
This is a messenger RNA of Sporothrix brasiliensis 5110, 258 nucleotides long. RefSeq lists its product as uncharacterized. NCBI's taxonomy places the organism in Eukaryota, Fungi, Ascomycota, Sordariomycetes, Ophiostomatales, Ophiostomataceae. The record is from RefSeq and is a predicted model, not a curated record. The transcript has 2 exons. The coding region runs from base 1 to 258 and encodes 85 amino acids.